UUCUUAUCACUUUCUGCUACGGUUACAAUUGGUCUCGGUCACGUGACCUUAAGACGGGCUAACUUUUUUUUUGCCGCCAGUGCUGUAAAAACAAUUGGACUAGCUCUUAAGUUCCUCUGAUAAUUAAAGAAACAUUUGUCAUAUGUUGGCUUUAAACAGCAGAAGUUGUCCUAAAGUUUAGUCUUCAAUGACAGUGUCUUUGAGAAGGACAUAAUAGUUCACCAAUUUCCAGGCUUCAAACGACAGAAACAAAAAGAUGGCCGACGAGUUUAAGAAUUACGACAAAUUCCCAAUCCUUGAUGCUAUAAAAAGCAGAUGGCUCCGAUUCACGCUCAAGGAUAUGAUCUUCCCAGCAGUCAUCGUUGUUCUUGUACUGAUCUGCGUUCUUUUUGCUGGUCUCUUUGGGAAAACUAAAAACGAUUUGACAGAAGUCACGUCUGCUAGCUCUUCAGCACUUCUUGGAGGUGGGCUGUGUACUGAGGUAGGAUGCAUGGAGACAGCCGCUAGAGCGAUGGAAUACAGAAACACAAGUGUGGAUCCUUGUGAAGAUUUUUUCGAGUAUGCUUGUGGUAACUAUCUGGAGGCCAGAACAUUUAAGCUUAAUAACGUAUACUACAAUGUCCUUGGGGACAUGUAUCAAGAAAAUAAAGACAAGUUGAUUGAUCUCAUGGAGAGACCCAUCUCACAAAUGCAUGACUACGCCGCUGAGAGAAAAGUGAAACAAUUCUUCCAAGCCUGUAACGACAUGUUUUCUAGAGACAAGAAAAAAGGUCUUCCUAUUCUCAAUAAGGUAUUGCCUGAGCUGGGUGGAUGGAAGGUAUUAGGCACCUGGCAGAACAACACCUGGGACUUCAAUACGGUACUAAAGAAAGUUCAGACUGACUUUUGGGUGGACGCCUUGUAUAGAGUUUCAGUGGAAACAGAUUGGUAUGAUACACAGAAACGCGCAAUUCUUCUAGCUCCUGGUGGUCUUGGGAACUGGAUGUACUGGACUUGGUAUGUUAAUCCAAGAUUUGAAAAAAAUCGUCAGGACUACAAGAAAUUUAUUAGGCGAGUUGGUUCGCUCCUAGCCAGGGACGCUGUAGAAAUGAAAGUAGUUCCUUCCAGCAUUGAGUCCCUGGAUACACUUCUGGAUGAAUUUGUCAACGAUUCCUUCGCCAUAGAGUCCAAGAUGGCGCAGAUCAUUGCUGACUCUGACUACACGGAGGAUAGAUACGCUGAGGCUAACAAGCCAACUCUUGCUCAGCUGACCACAGACACCAACAACGUUAUAGACUGGACACAGCAACUGGCCUACAUGUUCUCCUACGUCCGAAUAUCUGGAUCCACCAAAGUUGUCUUGACCCACACAGACUAUUUCCAAAACAUCUCAAACAUGAUUUCGUCACUUGCGGCUGCUGACAAAAACCGGAUGUUGCAUAAUUACUUGAUCUGGCGCGUCGUAGAGAAUUACAUUUCGGAACUGUCUUGGGAUUACAUCCACGCCAACAGAGAAGUGUUUGUGGAUCUCUACAAACGUGAGAGUUUCCUGGGACUCUUCAGGUACUGCUUCGCCGUGACCACCAGGUACAUGGGCGACGCCCUCGGCUCUCUCUACAUCAACCAUUAUUUCAGUAAAGAAAGCAGAGAGACGGUUCAUGACAUUACAGACAAUAUCAGACAGGCUCUAAAAGAACAGUUGGAGAAAACCCCUUGGAUGGACGGACCGACCAAACAAUAUGCCAGAGAAAGAUUGGACAAAGUCAUAUUAAAAAUGGGCUACCCAGACUGGAUGGACAAUGUUGGAAAUGUUGACCAAAUGUACAAUGGUCUCAGUGUCAAUCUGACUGACCACUUCACCAACAUGCUCAGUGGUAACCAGUUCCACCGUAAUUUGAUGAAUGAAGAUCUGAACAAAGCCAGUGGCGAUAGAGAAGAAUGGACUAUACCUAUCUACUCGACCACAAUGUAUGUCUACUUAGAUAUGAAUGAAAUAUCUGCCCCUGCAGGUAUUCUCCAGUUUCCGGUCUAUUCCAAGAAACAACCCCAUUCCGCGACGUUUGGAUCAUUCGGCUCUGUUUUGGCUCGCUUCUUUCAUCACGUCAUAGACGAGUGGGGCCGGAAGUUCGACAAGGGCGGCAACUACAUGGGACGCGAUCAAACCUGGUGGAGCAACAAGUCAGUGGAAUCAUACGAGCCUGUCCGGAAGUGUGUGGAAAAUGUCUACAACGUUACGAAAACAUAUCGUCUGCCGGACGGGACAACAAAAGACGUGAGGCUCAGAGCCAAGAACUUUGUACCUUUUGCCAUCUCUUGGACCAACGGGGUCCGUCUGGCCUUAAUCGGCUACAGAGACUGGAUGAAGAACUUGGGAAUAGCCGAGAAACUUGUCCCUGGGCUCGGCUUGACCAACGAGCAGACGCUGUUUUUGGCGCAUGCUCAGACGUUUUGUUACGACAAAACCAGCAGCUGGUAUGUGAACAGUAUUAUUUCCGGAUGGCCCACAAACGAUGUGAAGAUCAACAUGGCGUUAGGUCAACUUCCGGAAUUCUCCGAAGCGUUUAAGUGUAAAAAAGGAUCACAAAUGUAUCAUGAAGAACGAUGUGAUUAUUAUUAAAUUAUUUUUGUUUCACAUUUAUGUACCAUUCAGUUUUUAGUUUCUUUUUUGACUGUACCUUACUUUAAUAAUCAUAAUCUUCUGAGGUCACACUGGAUACUGUUGCUGUUGCUUGUGUGACAAACUAGAAUUGUUGUAAAUGUCACAAGACUUUCUAUAAAGUAGUCAUGUAUAAUUCAUGAAAAAUAAGAUUUUUUCAUGCCUUAAUAAUUUCCUUAUGUUUUAGAAAUUGGCAUAUUUAAGUGUUAUAAUAUUAAUAUCUAGAACAAUGGGCCACAAUAACAAUCGUCGCUGCCAUGUAACCAGCAUUAACAAAAUUAAAUUGCAAGUCAUGCGUACUCCCCCCCCCCCCCCCGAUGUUUUGUAGAACUUUAUUUUCCUCUAAUUGUCCAAGCUUUUUUUUUACCUUUAUAUUUUCUUUGGCCUUAUUGACACCGAGAGUCAAGUGAGCUGUCCAGGGUUAUGUCGUUGUCAGUUUAAUUUUUUAAAUAAUUUAAAGUUUCUAUUGUAUUCGUACUCUUUAUAAAACAAUCAAGAAAAGAUGAAAAGGUAAUUAAAGUAAUUUGAAAUAAGUUACAACAAUGACAUAAAAACAAACAACUCACUAGUAAGUCUCAUAAAGAAAAAUAGGACAGUUCCUCAUGUGUGUGCCACUUGCAACGUUACAUUAAAUACAUCCUCUGAUUUAAUUUGUAUUCGAUUGAAGACAACUAUUUAAUGCUCGGCUCUGUCAAAGUGUUUUGGUCCUAAUAAGUGCCUUUCAUAGAUCUGUCAUGGAGUCAUUGUUCGUCACUCUUCACAGGGAAAGUUAUUUGUAUGAGGGAUUUUCAUAAAUUCAAUCUGUGCUGUAUCGGGUGCACCGAAUACAGAACUAUUGAUAAGGCUAUGAAUUUAUAGUAUGCAUAAAUACGGUGGAAACAAAUGUCCAAGCUUGUCCGCUUCUGGCACCAAGUUAUUGUAUUAUCUAGGAGGCAACAAAAAUCUUUCAAACCUGCGACCUUGACAUUCUGCAUUUGUCUCUUUAUUUCCCGAUCUUCCUCUUAUCAUGUUCUGUUGAUUUUUUUUUUAUUUUACGCAAUAUGUCCCCAAACUUUCUCUAUUUCGCUUUGUUUUCUUUUUCUUUUCUCAUAUUGUAUUUAAAGUUAAUCAGGCGGAUCUUUAAAAAUCUGAGUGUUAACAAAGAACAGAUUACUGUGUACAUCUCUUCCGCGAUUAUCGUUCCCUGCGUUCUUAUUGAGCUAAUUCUGUUUUGUUUUUUAAAUUUUGUUCUUUGAAAUGCCGUCUGUACCUUAUAUCAGUGGUGGAGACAAACGUUGUUUGUACACUAACAUAGCAUUCAAGAUUAAGUUAUCUCAAUCAAUAGCUUUAGAAAUGUCUUUGUAGAGGACUAUCUAACUUAUUCCACUCAAACAUUAACACAACUCACCCAAACAUUCGCACAUCUAUUGAUAAUUCAAAUUGUAAAUGAUUGAUUUCUAUGUAUUUGAAUGACAUAAAUACUUGUGAAUAAAUAAACCUAUUUUGAUAG
Messenger RNA from Biomphalaria glabrata, 4124 nucleotides. RefSeq names its product endothelin-converting enzyme-like 1. The transcript has 12 exons. The record is from RefSeq and is a predicted model, not a curated record. Gene Ontology annotation, biological process: protein processing. NCBI's taxonomy places the organism in Eukaryota, Metazoa, Mollusca, Gastropoda, Planorbidae. Gene Ontology annotation, molecular function: metalloendopeptidase activity. The coding region runs from base 257 to 2596 and encodes 779 amino acids. Gene Ontology annotation, cellular component: plasma membrane.